This is a messenger RNA of Durio zibethinus, 1146 nucleotides long. The record is from RefSeq and is a predicted model, not a curated record. NCBI's taxonomy places the organism in Eukaryota, Viridiplantae, Streptophyta, Magnoliopsida, Malvales, Malvaceae.
UCAAAUUUCCGACUCCAAAACAAUGACAAACAUGAAUUGACCGUGUAACUGUAAUAGGUAUCAAACUGCAAAAUAAUAUGAAAUAGUUCUUAUACAAGGAUAAACCACUUCUUUUUUUCUGAACACACAAGGAUAAACCACUUCUUUUGUAUUAGUUUGUCACAUGCCAAAGACCGAGGAAACCUAUAAAGAAAAGAAGGGAUUGCCUAUGAAGGGAGGACAACAUCCGUAUAACGUGAAGGAAGAUAGUCCAAAGUACCAAACCAAACCAAAUGCUUAGGAUUUGGAAAAGGAAUUAAUCUCUUUUGCCUAGGAAACCCAAAAGCAACCUCUUUAACUACACCAAGCCUCUUUCAAAUAUAAGCAUGCUCCUUCGAUAAAAUAAACCUAUCCAAGAUUUCCAUAAUACAUUUUUUCCUUCCAUGAUGGACCGUUCCUACCUAGAUUUUGAGCCUGAUUACCAUUACAGAGAAGAAGAAGCUCAUGACGUUAUUGAGUUUCAAGUGAAAGAUUUUAAGAAGAAACAGCUGAAAGUUCAAUUAGGCAGUAAUGGGGUCCUAGCAGUUUCCGGUGAACGUCCCCCGGGGGGAACUAGAUGGAUCCGAUUCCACAAGGAAUUCAAAGCUCCUAAGGAGUGCAAAGCAAAUGACAUUCACGUAAGGUUGAGAUCUGGUAUUCUUUAUAUAACAAUACCUAAAAAACUUGCUCCGCAGAUUUCUCUACAGGAUCCACUUACGCCAAUGCAACAACCGUCAUUGCCAAUUCAAGACGAAGGAAAACUAAAUCAAGAGAGCAGUCAAAAGAAAGAGGUUGAUGAGACUUCUACAACUACACAACCAUCAUCAGGUGCUGGAGAUAUGAUGAAUACGCCAACUGAAAAUGAUACAUUACCCAUGGCUGGUCCUAAAUCUUUCAAUUCAAGGCUUAAAAUAGGGAGAAAGAAAGCAGUGAAGGUUGUGGCAAGUGUUGCGGUGCUGUCACUGCUGUUCACUGUGCUAUUUUAUAUAUUCAAAUAUUAUGAUCCCAUGAUUAUGGAUGUGUAAUGUAGCAUAAAAAACUUAUGAAAAAAAAUGAUCAUGAACGAUGUUUUGGACCCUGAAGUGAUUAUUAUACUCAGAUUAAUUAGGUUGCAUUACAAUGUAAAAU